AUGGUAGCCAGAGGAAGAAGGAGAUUUCAUGACGUCAGCGCGCGUGACGUUCUAGUGAGUGCAGGGAAGACAGUUGUUCCCCCACAGCCGUCAGCCAAGAUCGUGGACCCGAUCUGCACGUUCCUGUUCAGCAUCCUGGUGCUGCUGACGUCAGCGAGGGUGGUCCGCGACGCGCUCGCCAUGCUCAUGCAGGCCGUGCCCAGGGACUUCCGCUACCGCGAGUGCGGCGCCGCCCUAUCGGCGCUACCGGGCGUGCGACAGGUGCAUUCUCUGCACGCGUGGGCGCUGUCCACACACCACGUCGUGCUCUCCGCGCACGUCGCCAUCGACGAGCUAACAGACCCAGAACAAGUCCUGCAAGCGUGCCAGAACCUCGCCAAGAACGAAUUCGGCGCGCGCGCCGCCACCUUCCAGGUCGAACGAUACACACCAGCCAUGCGAGCCUGCGCCGUCUGCCGUCACGCGCCCGCCUGACACCUGGCGCUCCUGCACGCCGACUGGUGAGCCAGCACGAGCGAGCCAGUCCUUCAUGAGCGAGCCACUCAGGUGGAGCGAUACAUGCGAGCCUGCGCCGCCUGCCGCCACGCGCCCGCCUGACACCUGGCGCUCCUGCACGCCGACUGGUGAGCCAGCACGAGCGAGCCAGUCCUUCAUGAGCGAGCCA
Molecule: messenger RNA, 664 nt
Organism: Ostrinia nubilalis (European corn borer)
Lineage: Eukaryota; Metazoa; Arthropoda; Insecta; Lepidoptera; Crambidae
Product: probable proton-coupled zinc antiporter SLC30A3
Exons: 3
Coding region: 1-474 (157 amino acids)
Biological process (GO): response to zinc ion; zinc ion transmembrane transport
Cellular component (GO): plasma membrane
Molecular function (GO): zinc ion transmembrane transporter activity
Source: RefSeq, a predicted model, not a curated record